Necator americanus (New World hookworm) is the source of this 465-nucleotide messenger RNA. RefSeq lists its product as uncharacterized. Gene Ontology annotation, biological process: respiratory electron transport chain. Bases 1 to 465 code for a protein of 154 amino acids. NCBI's taxonomy places the organism in Eukaryota, Metazoa, Nematoda, Chromadorea, Rhabditida, Ancylostomatidae. The record is from RefSeq and is a predicted model, not a curated record. The transcript has 4 exons.
AUGUCGCUUAGCGCAUCAAAACUUGUUCAAGCGGCAUGUGGUAGUCGUGUCGCUGUCAGAACAAUGUACAAAAAUCCAUAUAUUGCUAGAUUCAAAGCGAGAAGCAAAGUUUCGCCAGAUUUCUACAAGAAGACAACCGGGCUCACUGGAUUGUUCGUAAAUGAACACCCUCAUCGUACUCUCUCUGUGGUAUACUGCCGUAUCCUGAAAGCACUUGAGCAAAUUCCACCUACAGCCGCUUACAGGAAGUACACAGAAGCGAUUGUAAAACAGCGACUCGCUUUAGUGCAGUCCGAAGACAACAUCCCGAUUCUUGAGGAGAAAAUAGGAAUGGGUCAGAUCGAAGAGGUGAUCGAACAGGCAGAAUACGAGUUAGAAGCUACAAGAGCAAUAAUUGAAUCCAAAGCAUGGGAACCGCUAGUCGAGGAAGCACCUAAAGGACAAUGGGACUGGCCUGUCGUUUAG